AUGGUUUCCCCGUCCGGCGCCAUCCUGGCACCCCCGGCAGUUGCCUCUCUAAGGGCACAACAGACAACUGCUAUGGAGAGGUCUUUGAGCCAGGACAUCCGGGAAGAGCGCGAGGAGCUUCGAGAAGCUGCUGAACAGACUCUCAAUACCAUCGUGGACCUCAAUCUUGAUGGAACAAUUAAAUGGGUCAGUCCCUCGUGGACUGAUGUUGUAGGUACCCAGUUUGAGACAGUCAGUGGCCUGCCUAUCUCCGACCUGAUAGUUAGCGACAACAAAAAUGUGUUCACUGAAGUUGUCGAAUCCAUGAAGAAAGACGAUUCUCGGAGCCACAGAGUCCGAUUCGCUGUCAAUAUUGGACCCCUCUCGAAGCUUUUACCCAUCGACGACCUCGAAAAUGACCCCGAGAACGAGCAGUCACAUGCUGUAGACCUUGAAGCCCAAGGAAUUAUGGUAUACGACAGUGUCUCGGGUGGAGAGAGCCAUACAAUGUGGAUGAUUCGCCCUUGGAUAGCUCCACGAGAAAUCAAGAUCGACCUUCCCAACGUAAUCGUGGAUUCGUUAGGCUCAGGUGCUGAAGUCCUGGCGAGCUAUCUGACUCAACUUGCUGAGAGCGGACUUGAUGACCCCGAACAACAAGAGCCUCCGCCACCGGUCCUCUGCCGCAUUUGCGAACGUCAGAUCCCUCGAUGGUGGUUUGAGAAACACACCGAUUUGUGUUUGCAAGAACAUCGGGCCGAGAUGGAUGUUCAAAUGGCACAGGAAAGCCUGACUGAGCAUCGACAUUCGAUCGUCAAGGUGCUCGACGCAUUAGAGGCCCGCAAGAGCCGGUCACUUGCUGGCGAUCAGACGCCUGUCCCAGUCGCCGAAUACAAAGGUUUGCCAAUUGGGCCGCCGCCAUCAACUCAGUCGUCACCUGGCAGUUCAUUGCCUCGAUCGAGGGAACGUUCUGGAGGACUUGGGCAUACUAGGGCACGCUCGUUCGCUAUUCGACGACCUCAGGCUCGAAUUGUCGAGCUGCUCAUGGAUCUUUGCGAUACCGCUAUUGAGAUUAGCACACCUGCGAUAAAGGAGUCCUCAACCCAACAAAGUGGCGAUUUUAGAACACAAUCCCCGCAAUCUGAGUCACGAAUAUCACAGGUUCUGCAAUGGCAAUCGCCAAGCACCAAUACUCUGGAGCAGGAACAAGGAUUGGCUCUGUUGUGCGCUGACACGGAGAAGGUUGCUAGGAACAAGGUCGACGCUGUUUUUCGUCACAGGAAAAUUAUCGAGUAUGCUGAACGUAUUCGUAUCGAACUUGCUUGCCUUGUCCAAGACUGUAUCGACGAGGCCCUGAGGAAGGCGGCUCGCAUAGCCAACGGCGAAUUGACCGACUCGACAGAAGAAGAACGGCUCAACUCAGAGUACGAACAAUGUGACACAUGUGAUGAAGGUACUGGAGACGACGAUAUACCUCCAGAACCCCUUGUCUCUGAACCUCAGCAUCUUCUGCAGCGAGGCAGCGAAAGCUUCACGGAGCCCUUGAGCAACCCAUCUGUGCUAGCCACUGCCCUUCGCCAGAUGAAUCUUUCUGAAAAUAAAGACCGAUCAAGACCAACGUCGUUUGUGGCCUCUACGAGAUCAAGCAGCCCUAAAGAGUGUCCUACGCCUAGAUCUCACUUUGGCGGGCAGAGUAGCCUUGGGGUUCAGGCACGAGAUACUCGCAGAGACUCGGUCUACUUAGAAGGUGACUUUCUUGAUAGCGAGGGCAGUUUUCGAUCGUCAUCAGUGGCAUCUCGCAAUGCACCAAGGACCGAGUCCCCCAUAUCUGAAUUUGGAGACCUCCGUCGCGCCGCGAGCACGAGAAGGCGACAUCGAAGGAGUCUGAUUUUACCUGGUACUUCUUCCCCUCACCGGCAGGAAUCACCCUCGAGACCAGGACAGCCGUCCUCGCCUUUACGCAUUAAAGCAAGGGGAUUUCCGAUGUCCCAGGAAGGUGUCGUCUCUCCAGAGGCGUCACCCAUGCUUCCGGGCAGUGACUUUAGUUCACCUGCCACGCACAGUCACAGACAUCACCGGAGGCAAUCUUCAGCAGCCAUUUCUGAUUUCGUCAUGAAGCCUCCGCCAUCGCCUCGCCUAGGUGCGAAUCAAGCACCCCCACAGCCACGCCCAACCCAGCCAUCCAUCAAAGAUUUUGAGAUUAUCAAACCUAUCAGCAAAGGUGCCUUUGGCAGCGUGUAUUUAUCAAAGAAGAAGUCUACAGGAGAGUACUUUGCAAUCAAAGUACUCAAGAAAGCCGAUAUGGUCGCCAAGAACCAAGUCGGCAACGUCAAAGCGGAACGAGCUAUUAUGAUGUGGCAGGGGGAGAGCGACUUUGUUGCCAAGCUUUACUGGACUUUUUCGAGCAAGGACUAUCUAUACCUGGUGAUGGAGUAUUUGAAUGGUGGGGAUUGUGCUUCGCUAAUCAAAGUUCUGGGUGGUCUCCCCGAAGAAUGGGUGAAGAAGUAUCUUGGUGAGGUUGUCCUUGGAGUUGAGCAUCUUCACAGCCGAGGCAUUAUUCAUCGUGAUUUGAAGCCAGACAAUCUCCUUAUUGACCAGAAAGGCCACCUUAAGCUCACAGAUUUUGGCUUGUCUCGCUUGGGAUUGGUCGGCCGGCAAAAGCGAGCAUUGAAUAGUGAAAACUCUGAUGGAACGCCAGACCUGCUCAAACAAGGACCCUUUGCACGAUCUGCCUCUAUUGCUUCGUCAAGAUCAGCGUCACUUGAUCUCCACGGACAUACCCAUUCCCCUGGUCAGACGCCUCAGAUGACACCCGAAGUCGGAAGCUUGGCACAGCCUUCUUAUUUCAGUCUUGGCCAAGAGACCCGUCGAGUAUCAGGUACUCACCGAAGUGACAGUGGUGGUAGUGAGACACUUGCUCGUAUGGUCACCAACUUUUCCUUGCAUGACGCAGAGAUAGCAUCCCAAUCGAACAGCGUCAGGUCACCCCUAGAUGAGGAGGCAGUUGCGCAAGGCUCGCCCGAUCUACCCAUGAGUGUUGGCUCGAGAAUGAGUAUGGAUAGCCACGUCAGGAACUCUCUACCACUAUCCAAUAUGAUGCCACCUCCAAUGGCGCUUUUCAACCCUGAGGAUACAAACAGACGCUUCGUGGGAACACCUGACUACCUCGCCCCUGAAACUAUAAAAGGUGACAAACAAGAUGAAACCAGCGAUUGGUGGUCGGUCGGUUGUAUUUUGUUUGAAUUCCUUUAUGGUAUCCCACCGUUUCAUGCUGGUGAGGCCGAAGAGGUUUUCGAGAAUAUACUAGCAAGGAAGAUUCAGUGGCCUGACGAGAAUGAAUGUGAGCCCAUUUCCGAAGAGGCAAAAGAUUUGAUCAAUAAGCUCCUGUGCAUGGAGCCUCACCAGCGUCUAGGCUCCAAUCGCGAUGACAAGUUCGCCUCUGGUGGUGAAGAGAUUCGCCAUCACCCUUGGUUCCAGGAUGUCAAUUGGGAAACGCUUUUGGAGGACGAAGCUCAAUUUGUCCCACAGCCUGAGAAUCCCGAGGACACAGAAUAUUUCGACGCCAGAGGGGCAGUGUUGCAGUCUUUUGCGGAAGAGAUGGAAGAUCAGGCGUCUCCUCAGUCCUCCGCAGCUGGCUCUGAGUACGCUGAACGGCCCCAUGAUGCCCUUUCGCGGGUCCGGUCUCAGGUCAACUCUAUAAACCGAAAGUUGAUGCCGCUGCAUAUUCCCCCACAUGUCCGAGAUUUGAAGUCGAGGCGUUUGAGCGAGCCGGUGGCGAUGGACGACUUCGGCUCAUUCUCAUUCAAGAACCUACCUGUAUUGGAGAAGGCUAACAAGGACGUGAUCCAGAAGUUGCGAGCAGAGGCGCUAGCCACGCAAAGUAAAGGAACAUCCGUUAGCCCCGGGGCACCCAGCAAUGUUAUAUCACCAGGACCGUCGCUGGAAGGCAGCCCUGUCCUAUCAAACCCUGUCUCCAGAACCAUCUCCAACGCCAAGGCAACAAAUCGAGCACAAUCGCCAUCUGGAUUUGGUCAUACAAGUGCGUCGCCCAAUCGAGCCUCCCAACCAUCAUCACCCUUGUUGGUUUCAUUUGUCGCUGGCCCAGGUGCCGACGGACGACGAAAGGCGUCGAGUAACUCUUCCAGUCUAUCACACCAGUCAACUGCCGCAUCUCUGCAGCCAGGUUCGGCAUUCGAGAUACCCAAGGUUCCCCCAAGCCUGCAAAAGGCCGCUACCACGGUCGCAGCAUCGUCUCCAGUCCAGAGUCGCAGUGCGGCGCCACCUCCUCUGUCACUGUCUCCCCAAAAGACUAUAUCCACCCCACGACAGUCUAGCAAUUCAUCUGCCGGACGUUCGAGAUCACUUACUGUGGGCUCUCAAUCUCAGGACGGCAGUCCUGUUGCUUCUGACAUAAUGCACCAUCAUCGAAAUCGGAGAAGCCAAGUCUUUGACAUGUCACCGUCCUCAUCAGAUAACGAAGGCGAGAAGCAUAACGCCCUUCUCCGAGUACAGAGGCGCAGACAGAGCUCAAGGCGGCUCUCGCAGAUUGCCUUUGAUGGAGGCCCUACUUUCCGGCCUCUCGAUGUGCUGAUUUGUGAAGAUCACCCGGUAUCUCGCAUGGUAAUGGAGAAAUUGCUUGAAAAGUUGAGAUGUCGUACAAUAUCCGUACCAAAUGGGUCUGAAGCUGUUCGAUACUCGAUGAGUGAGAUCAAGUUCGACGUCAUUUUCCUCGAGUAUCAGCUUCCUCAAAUCAAUGGAGCUGAUGUGGCACGAAUGAUUCGGGAGACCAAGAAUGCUAAUUCUCACACACCGAUUGUAGCCAUUACAGCUUACCUCAAGGAGCUUCAAGCACCACAUUACUUUGAUUCAUUAAUCGAGAAGCCCAUCAGCUCGUCCAAGCUUACUGAAGUUCUGCGCGGAUUGUGUCAGUGGCGGCCCGAGUCACCAGGUCAAUCAUCAAGUAUGCCACGCCCGAUCCCAAUGGGAAUCCGCAAAGCCAACUCGCGACUUGAAGACAGUCCGACAUCAGGCUCGUCCAUCUUUGCGAGUCGACUGGGAAAUGCAAUGAUGUCAAGUCGUGAGGACUCGAUCACAUCAUCACUAUUUGGUGAUUCGGAAUCUGUGACGACUGAUGAGUUGCCGGUCGUUGUUAGUCGCAAGCCAACAAACGAAUGGGACGAAGGUGGCUUGAACAUCACAGACAAUAACGAUGCCUCUGACCCCCUAAGGAAGGGAGUACCUUCUCUCGUUGCUCAGCAAUCCGCGCCGGCUCAGAUGGAACACCGCCCACGAAGCAACGAUAAGCUGAGAGGGCGACGAGAAGGCCCUGAACAUAGAACUUUGGAGGGCACCGAAUCAGCUGAUGAUGAAGACGAAGAACUGGGAAGUGGUCGAGAAAAGCACCACGGCCGCAAUAGCCAGCAGAUACUGAGCAAAGCCGGUCUGCCCAGCUCGAAGCUCGGCAUUGAAAUGAUGCGGGCCAACAGUCACGAUAGCUUGACAGUGGGUUCGGAAAGCACGCCUGAAGCUGUGACGCAAGUCGUGACCACGCCUUCAAAGGAGAUGGAGACUGGAGUUCUGGAUGGUGAAGUGGUUGCAGAACCCACUGCACGUACUCCACCUGAUGCAGGACUGAAGGCAGAAGGUGUUACACCCAAUAAGGAGAAGGAUGGAACAGACAGUGUAGACGCAACACCUCGGCCUUUAACGGUUGUCAAAGGAGAUGACGAUGGCGGCAAUGAUGGGGAAGCGACACCACGGCCAACUGAGAAAUAA
Messenger RNA from Fusarium musae, 5751 nucleotides. RefSeq lists its product as uncharacterized. Gene Ontology annotation, molecular function: protein serine/threonine kinase activity; ATP binding. Gene Ontology annotation, cellular component: cytoplasm; nucleus. Lineage: Eukaryota; Fungi; Ascomycota; Sordariomycetes; Hypocreales; Nectriaceae. The coding region runs from base 1 to 5751 and encodes 1916 amino acids. The transcript has 2 exons. Gene Ontology annotation, biological process: phosphorelay signal transduction system; peptidyl-serine phosphorylation. The record is from RefSeq and is a predicted model, not a curated record.